Molecule: messenger RNA, 255 nt
Organism: Laetiporus sulphureus 93-53
Lineage: Eukaryota; Fungi; Basidiomycota; Agaricomycetes; Polyporales; Laetiporaceae
Exons: 1
Coding region: 17-190 (57 amino acids)
Source: RefSeq, a predicted model, not a curated record
CGAGUGUGAGAUCGACAUGGCGUUCAAGUGGUUCGCUCCUCGGAGUCCUCUGGAACCAGUGCUCGCUGUUUUCAUUGCCGUUGCCACCAUUCACGGAGCCUUGAACCGAGUGAUGCGACGAAUCGCGCUCAGAAGCAAGCAGAGCGCCAGGUGCCGACUCGUGAUGGUGCCGGCCAAGACCUCCAGGUGAAGUAUUCGCUGCCAAGCCAGACUGAUGGCCAGAGGUGCCCUCGCCGAUGGUAUCGUGCAUAGCGC